GAUUUCUUUGAGGAUAAGUUCUCUCUUUGUAUGCAACCUCCAACCUCCUUUGGUCGGAUUUCGAGUGGGGAAACGAAGGGCCGAAGUGACGUUUGUGACAGUUCGUCACUGUUUGUCACGCGCACGUGUCGGCGAGGCAAUAGCCAAGUCUGUCUCGCGUACAUACAUCUACGUGGAGAUCGAGAGACAGCCGCGUGCGGACAGUCAUGACCGCUCGUGGUAAUCGAAUACCUAGAACAAGUGUCACUGAUGAUCAAUAUAUCGCGUCCACGCUGCCGCUCGUCACCGAUUGAAGUCCGAGUAGCCAGCUGAUUUGUACACAUUUAUCAUCAUCAUCAUCAUCAUCAUCGCGAUGACCAGCAAAAAGGGUCACACCCUCCGCAUAGAGUCCGAGAUCGAUAGGAAUCGCGAGGAGGGUAACUGGAAGAAGGUUAUAGAGCUGGCGGAACAUCUAAAAGUGCAAUAUCCCAGCAACGAAUGUUUGGCAAACUUCUUAUGUGGAGAGGGAAGAUUGGAGAGUUUCUUAGAGCAAACUCCACCAAUAGAUGCCAAUAUCAACAAAGCUCGAAACGGACUGGUCGAAACACGAAAGUACUUGAUACUAGCUGCUAAUGAAAAAGAUAAACAGGCUUUAGUUGUACUGGAUGCCCAUCUACUACUUGGAAAACUUCAUUAUGCAAUGGGAAUGUAUGAGGAUGCGCUUCAUCACUAUCAGCAAGCUGAAUUAGACACACUCACAGAAAAGCAAUUACCUUGUCGAAGUUUGCGUAUUAUAGCAGAAUCAUAUGCAAUUAAAGGUCUCUGUCUUGAAAGACUGCCACCAAAUUCCAAGUCGAAAUACAAGAUUGCAGAAUGGCACGAGCAAAUAAUCAAGUGUUACGAGGUUUCUGGCGAUUUGACGCUAGUGUAUUUACAAGAGCAGGACAAAAUUGCUAUGCAACAACAAAAUGGUAUUUCUACCAUAAGCACAAACAAUACAGGUACGGGUACAUAUUCCACGCAGACUCCAGUCACCACAAAACAUAUUGGCCCCAUCCUUGAGACCGCGUUGCAAAGAGCGCCGAUAUUGUACAUUCAAACUGGCAACAUACAAGCCGCUAUUAAUCGUUACAGAGAAGUUUUAUCCUCCGUCGAAUCUACAGCCACGCAGAGUCUGCGGGUAACUCUGACGAGACAGUUGGCGGAGGUAUUGGUGCGCGGCAUAAGUGGCGCCGAUUACAAACCACCAGAGGGACAAGGGGACACAAUAGCCGCUGUGAGUAAUAGACGGGCAAACCAUUACUCGGCAUCGGAUUCGCCGUGGAAACCAAAGUACGCGGGACCGAAUAUGUUUGUUCCACGAAACGAAUAUGAGGAAACGAUUCUAUUAUUGUUGAUCAGCGAGGCGAUGGCGGUGAGGGAUGCGGUUCUCAGUCAAUCGCCCGAAUUCAAGGAAGCCCGGAUACACGCAUUCGAAAAUGCCACCGCUGUCUAUGAUCUGCUUACGGUCGUCGUCGUUAGAUGGAGUCAAGUGGAACUUUUAUAUGAGUCAUUCGAAAGAGCGAUGAAAUUCUCUCACGAGGAGGCGCAUAUAUGGACGCAGUAUGCAUUAUGCCUGAUAAGUAUGGGGAGAUAUAUGCACGCGUAUAGAGUUUUGAAAGUAGUCGCGAGAUUGUCGCCUCAAAAAGUAAUGCCCUGUCUAUUGGCCGCGAGGCUGUGCUACGAGCAAUUGAACAUGUUAAGCGAAGGUGUCGAAUGGAGCCAGAAAGCUCUUCAACGGGAGACAGCUAGUCCACAGGGGAUGCAAUCCAGAUGUCAUUUGUACAUCGGAAUCGGUCACAGUAUGCUCUCCGCGAAUACGAUUGUGAAGCAGGAUAAGGUGAAUCAUACGAAUACCGCCUUAGAAUGUUUUCAAAAAGCGCAACAGUGCGAUCCGAAUGAUCAUUUAGCCGAGUAUUAUCUGGCUCACGAGUACGCGAUAAACAGACAGAUAGCCGACGCUAUUGUGCACGUGAAGAUUGCGCUGAAUUUACGGGCAGAACACAUUCCGUCGUUGCAUUUAUUCGCGUUACUUUUAUCGGCGCAUAAACAGUAUUCCGAGGCGUUGCACGUAAUAAACAGCGUAUUGGAGGAAUAUCCCGACAACUUGAAUUUCCUCUACGUGAAAGCGCAUCUCGAAUUGCGAAGUAUCGGCGGCGUGGACGCAUUAUACACCAUCAGCCACAUGUUGCACUUAUGGAAAAAUCUCUACGAGGAUCAGACAAACGUUAAUUGUAACGAGCAGCAAAGCGAGAGACGUAGCGAAACCAGAAGCGUCUUUCAACUUUACACAUCAGAGAUGUCCGACAAAGAUUCUAGUUCUCUACAUGCGCAAUCGCUAGCCGCUUCAAGAGUCGAGCAAGCCCUUUCCGAAGUCGCCUCGUCGAUUAGCUCGUUUACACCAAAGCCAGGGCCGCAGAGGGCGUGGCUACUGCAACUGCAAAUCUGGCUCUUACUCACGGAGGUUUUUCUUAUCUUGGACCAGCCAAACGGCGCCGUUCUGUCUCUCCAAGAAGCUACCAAUAUCUUUCCGCUGAGCCACCACAUUAUGUAUACGCGUGGCCUUCUGCAUGAAUAUAAGCUGGAAUACACGGAAGCUAAGCAAUGCUACCAAAAUGCUGUUUCAAUUAAUCCUUCACACAUAAAGAGUCUACAACAUUUGGGUCUUAUAUAUCACUAUUUGGGCAGUCAGAGACUGGCUGAAAAGACCUUGAGGGACGCCGCGAAAAUCGAUCCAAAUUCCCAUCAGACUUGGUACAAUCUGGGAAUGGUGUUGGAAUCAUUGGGUGAAGUGGAGGCUGCUAGCGAUUGUAUGGCUACGGCAUUGGAGGUCGAGACGACAAAUCCCAUCUUACCGAUUCUAUCGAUACCGGUGACCUUCGAGUGAUUGAAGAAAGAAGAUAGAGAAAGAGAGAGAGAGAAAAAAGUCUCCGAUUUUUCUUAGGAUAAUAAAACUCGACGAGAUCACGGUUUAUCUCUCUCAGUGUAUCUCCGCGGGCAUUUUCUCGCCUUCCCAUCAAUAGUACCUGGACACGUUGUACUAUUGUAUAAACUUAUUGUUGAAAGAAAAAAAGAGAUACUUUUUAAAUGUACAAAUAGUUGCAGUUGAUGUAAUAAAUUCGAAUAAAGUCUUACCUCUCGAUUCCGA
Molecule: messenger RNA, 3166 nt
Organism: Nylanderia fulva
Lineage: Eukaryota; Metazoa; Arthropoda; Insecta; Hymenoptera; Formicidae
Gene: Ttc7
Product: tetratricopeptide repeat domain 7
Biological process (GO): protein localization to plasma membrane; phosphatidylinositol phosphate biosynthetic process
Cellular component (GO): plasma membrane
Molecular function (GO): protein binding
Source: RefSeq, a predicted model, not a curated record